UUCAUGAACCCGAUCGGGCCGAGUUUGGAUGGGUGUUCCGGGUCGGGAUCGAGGACAUGGAUCUCUACUUGGGGCCCAAGGCUCCAUAUCCAAGCUCGCUUUUCCGUUCCCUUCCUUUCCAUGCCUUUCGUUUCCCUCACCUUCCUUUUCCGACGAAACAAACACUAUGCUCGUAAGCAGAGCUCCAGAGCUGUCACUCUUCACGUUCUCUCUCCUCUCGAACUCCAACCCUAACCCUAACCCUAAACCCAGCAAAUUCAUCUCCAUUCCCAUGCGCACAGCCCUCACAAUCCUCCGCUCUCUCGCUCCCUCCCUCCACCACUACCACCAUCACCGCCGCCUCCUCCGCUCCAUCUCCCUCCCCAUUCUCUCCUUCUCCGGAACCCCCACCCGCCGACUUUCUUCAUUUGCGCCGCCCUCGGCAGCGCCGUUGAGUACUUUCGUCGAACAUUUGGCGGACGAAACCGAUUCCAACGCGGUCCGAGAAAACUCGGACUUCUCACGGAACAGAGAAGACGAAAGCUUCAACUUUGAUGUAUCUUUCGAGUCGACUGAAUUGAAGAACUUGAAUUCGCCGCCGCUCGAGGUUCGGGAGUUGGAGGAGCUUCCGGAGCAGUGGAGGCGGACGAAGUUGGCUUGGCUGUGCAAGGAAUUGCCUACGCAUAAGGCUGCGACGCUGAUUCGGAUACUGAAUGCACAGCGAAAAUGGAUUCGGCAAGAAGACGCGACCUAUUUGGCGGUUCAUUGUAUGCGAAUUCGCGAGAACGAGACUGGUUUUAGGGUAUACAAAUGGAUGAUGCAACAACAUUGGUUUCAAUUUGAUUUUGCUCUUUCUACUAGGCUAGCAGAUUUCAUGGGCAAGGAGCGAAAAUACAUAAAAUGUCGGGAGAUAUUUGAUGACAUAAUCAAUCAAGGACGAGUGCCUAGUGAAUCGACCUUUCAUUUUUUGAUUGUUGCCUAUCUUAGUUCGCCAGUUCAAGGUUGCCUAGAGGAAGCAUGCAGUAUUUACAAUCGCAUGAUUCAAUUGGGAGGCUACAAUCCCCGACUUAGCUUGCACAAUUCUCUUUUCAAAGCCCUUGUAAGCAAACCAGGAGGCUUUUCUAAACACUAUCUCAAACAGGCAGAGUUUAUAUUUCAUAAUUUGGCAAGUUCUGGACUUGAGAUACACAAGGAUAUUUAUGGGGGUCUAAUUUGGAUUCAUAGUUACCAAGAUACCAUAGAUAAAGAGAGAAUAGCAUCAUUAUGGGAAGAGAUGCAGGUAGCUGGAAUUGAAGAGAGCAGAGAAGUGCUUGUGUCCGUAUUGAGAGCUUGUUCUAAGGAAGGGGAUGUGCAGGAAGCUGAAAGAACUUGGCUGAAACUCCUCCAUUGUGAUGGUUCUCUCCCUUCUCAAGCUUUUGUGUAUAGAAUGGAAGUUUAUGCAAAGGUUGGGCAACGUCUUAAAUCUUUGGAGCUAUUUAGAGAAAUGCAGGAGCAGUUAGUUUCCACCAGUGUAGUGGCGUAUCACAAAAUCAUAGAGGUGUUGUCUAAAGGUCUAGAAAUGGAACUGGCAGAGUCCCUCAUGAAAGAGUUCAUGGAGAGCGGUUUGAAGCCCCUAAUGCCAUGUUUUAUUGAUCUAAUGGACAUGUACUUGAGUUUGGAUCUACAUGAUAAAUUGGAGUCAACUUUCUCCCUGAGCCUUGAGAAAUGCCGUCCCAAUCGAACUAUUUAUAACAUAUACUUAGAUUCAUUGGUAAAAAUAGGCAAUAUUGAGAAGGCCGAAGAAAUCUUCAACCAAAUGGUUAGUAAUGGGGCAAUUGGUGUUAACAGCAGAUCAAGUAACACUAUUUUAAGUGGUUACCUGUCUAGUGGAGAUUAUGUGAAAGCAGAAAAGACAUAUGAUUUCAUGUGCCAGAAAAAAUAUGACAUAGAAUCCCAAUUGAUGGAAAAGCUUGAUUAUGUGCUGAGCUUGAGCAGGAAAGUUGUCAAGAAACCCAUAAGCUUGAAGUUCAGCAAGGAGCAGCGAGAGAUUUUGGUGGGGUUGCUGUUAGGUGGGUUGCGCAUUGAAUCAGAUGAGGAGAGAAAAAAUCAUGCAAUCCGUUUCGAGUUCGGUGAGAAACUUGAAAUGCAUUCUAUAUUGAAAAGACAUAUACAUGACCAGUACCAUGAGUGGUUAGCUCAUUUCAGUAAGCCAAUUGAAGACAGUGAUGACAUACCAUACCAGUUUAUUACAAUCAAGCACUCUUAUUUUGGCUUCUACGCAGAUCAGUUCUGGCCAAAAGGCCGACUUGUGAUUCCAAAGCUAAUUCAUCGGUGGUUGUCACCACGGGUUCUUGCAUACUGGUAUAUGUUUGCGGGCUACAGAACAUCAUCAGGGGAUAUUUUGUUGAAGUCAAAAGGAAGUCAAGAGGGUGUUGAGAGGAUCGUGAAAGCAAUGAAGGCAAAAUCUUUGGAUUGCAAGGUUAAAAGAAAGGGGAGAGUAUUUUGGAUAGGUUUUCUUGGAAACAAUGCAACGUGGUUUUGGAAACUCGUAGAACCAUACAUUCUAGAUGAUUUGAGAGAUUUUCUAGAAGCAGAUAGCAAAUCCUUGGACAGAAUGUCAGAAACCCAAGCCGUUAAUUUUGAUAGUCGGUCUGAUUCUGACGAGGAGGCAUCCAAAUACAGCAAUCAUGAUAAUUCAUAAGACUUCUUGUUUAGUGAUCUAUGCCCUGUUAGCGUGGUUUUUUCCACAGGUUAAUGCUUUUGAGGCCUCCCAAACAACUGUCUAGAUUGUCCAGGAUGGCAUCUCUAUGUAGAUACUCCACUGCAUACAGUUAGAACAUGCUAUUUAUUUAGUUAAACUAAUGAAUGAAGGAUCAUGUUAUUAUUUUCAUACUUGGUUUGUCGCAACAAUCAUAUCAUAAAUUUUUUCCUUGGUUGAAUA
This is a messenger RNA of Camellia sinensis, 2899 nucleotides long. RefSeq names its product endonuclease (gene OTP51). Gene Ontology annotation, molecular function: protein binding; endonuclease activity. Gene Ontology annotation, biological process: Group II intron splicing; mRNA cis splicing, via spliceosome; photosystem I assembly. NCBI's taxonomy places the organism in Eukaryota, Viridiplantae, Streptophyta, Magnoliopsida, Ericales, Theaceae. The record is from RefSeq and is a predicted model, not a curated record.